AUGUCAGAAGAUAUUUUACAUCAAAUUCGUGUUAGUUCUAGAAAUUUCGAUAUUGAGAUGAAUGAGGAAGUACACAAUCGUGCUUUACUCUUGAUCGAAGAUAUCUGUUACCUCAUGUGCGGUAAUUUAUUAAUCAGGUUAGGCAUGCCAGCACCAUGUCGUGAAAUGAAUGACACAUUUAAUCGAGAAUUGGAACGGGAACGUGAAUAUGACCUCCAGGAAUUAGAUUUAGUAGUUCAAACGAAUGUUCCCCUGUUGAAUUGCCAACAAAAGGAAGUUUAUUAUACUUUAAUGAAGGCAAUCGAUGAUGAAAAUGGUGGUUUAUAUUUUCUAGAUGCUCCUGGUGGAACUGGCAAGACAUUCCUCAUGUCAUUAGUUUUAGCAAGUGUUCGGGCGAGAUCAAACAUAGCGGUUGCAGUUGCUUCUUCUGGAAUAGCAGCCACGUUGUUAGAAGGAUGCCGUACGGCUCAUUCUGCAUUCAAAUUACCGUUAAAUAUUCAAUCUAUUGAAGAACCAACGUGUAAUAUUGCAAAACACUCAGCAAUGGCCAGAGUUUUAGCGUUAUCGAAAAUCAUCAUCUGGGACGAAUGCACAAUGGCCCAUAAACGUGCAUUAGAAGCACUUAACCGAACAUUAAAAGAUUUACGCAAUGACUCAAGAUGUUUCGGAGGAGCAAUGAUUUUACUGUCUGGCGAUUUCCGCCAAAUACUGCCAGUAAUUCCAAGAUCUACAGUUGCCGACGAAAUAAACGCUUGCCUCAAAUCGUCAAAUCUAUGGCGCUAUGUGAAGAAACUGCAACUGACAACAAACAUGAGAGUUACAUUGCUUAAUGAUACAUCUGCUGAAGAUUUCUCGAAGCAAUUGCUGAGUAUCGGUAAUGGUCAAGUACCUGUCGAUGAAUCGAGCGGAUUAAUAUCAUUUCCAAACAAUUUUUGUAAUUUUGUCUCAUCAAAAGACGAACUUAUCAACAAUGUAUUUCCAGAAAUUAUUUCUAAUUGCAAAAAUAAUGAAUGGUUGAGUAAGCGGGCAAUUUUAGCAGCAAAGAAUAAAGAUGUAGAUGACCUAAACCACAUAAUUCAUAAAAUAAUUGGAACAAUGCAUUCAUUCAAAUCUAUUGACUGCGUCACAAAUGAAGAUGAAGCCACCAACUAUCCAAUUGAAUUUUUAAACUCUUUGGACGUGCCUGGCUUACCGCCGCACAAUUUACUCCUAAAGGUUGGCUCCGUAGUAAUAAUGCUUCGAAACAUAAACCAACCAAAACUUUGCAACGGUACGCGUUUGGUGGUUACAAAAUUGUUGAACAAUGUAAUUUACGCUACCAUAAUGAUAGGAAAAUUUGAAGGUGAGGAAGUUCUCAUUCCGAGAAUACCGAUGAUCCCAACCGAUAUGCCGUUUGAAUUCAAAAGAUUUCAAUUUCCAAUACGCCUUGCAUUUGCCAUGACCAUCAACAAAUCACAAGGGCAAUCCUUAAAAGUUUGUGGUUUGAAUUUGGAACAUUCAUGUUUUUCCCAUGGACAACUAUAUGUGGCAUGUUCACGGGUCGGAAAACCAUCUGCGUUGUUUGUUUUUGCGCCUGAUAACAAAACAAAAAAUGUUGUGUAUAACAAGGUACUUCAAUGA
Molecule: messenger RNA, 1620 nt
Organism: Ctenocephalides felis (cat flea)
Lineage: Eukaryota; Metazoa; Arthropoda; Insecta; Siphonaptera; Pulicidae
Product: ATP-dependent DNA helicase pif1-like
Exons: 1
Coding region: 1-1620 (539 amino acids)
Biological process (GO): telomere maintenance; DNA repair
Molecular function (GO): DNA helicase activity
Source: RefSeq, a predicted model, not a curated record